Messenger RNA from Hemibagrus wyckioides, 2396 nucleotides. RefSeq names its product adipocyte plasma membrane associated protein (gene apmap). Gene Ontology annotation, molecular function: strictosidine synthase activity. The coding region runs from base 141 to 1388 and encodes 415 amino acids. Gene Ontology annotation, biological process: biosynthetic process. The transcript has 9 exons. The record is from RefSeq and is a predicted model, not a curated record. Lineage: Eukaryota; Metazoa; Chordata; Actinopteri; Siluriformes; Bagridae.
CACACACACACACACAUACACACAUACACACACACACCGCUGUACACCGCAGUAGUACCGCUAAUGUGAAAGGACCUCUCGGCUACACUGCACUUAUUGUGAUUAAUACUAGUAGGAGCUGAAAGGUCAGACGUUUCAGUAUGAAUGAGCCGGAAGGACUGCGCUUCAGGAAGCUGAAUAGACCUCAGAUUUUAACAGAUGAAACGCAUGAACCCCAAUACAAAAGCACGAGCACGUACAGCGGGAAGGUGUUCCGGGUCACUCUGAUGUCUCUGGCUGCGUUCCUGAUUCUCCCAGUCCUGGUGGUCAUUUUUCUCCUGGAGUCCCCCAUUCAGCCAGAAGCAUUCAGUCUCAAUGAACCACCGCUCAUGACUGGUUGCUUUGAGCCCAACCAAAAGCUUAGACAGGCAGAAAGACUGUUUGAGGACCACCUCACUGGGCCUGAAUCUAUCGCUAAUAUUGGAGAUAUUCUUUACACUGGUACUGCAGAUGGAAAGAUUGUGAAAAUUGACGGUAGAAAAAUCAAUGUUGUGGCAACUCUGGGAAAGCCUCCAUGUGGGUAUCCCGAGCAAGAACACGUUUGUGGCCGGCCGCUUGGAAUCAGAGUGGGUCCGAAUGGCACCUUGUUUGUGGCUGAUGCCUACCUGGGCCUGUUUGAGGUUAAUCCUGUCACAGGUGAGACAACACAACUAGUGAGCACCAAGAAGCUGAUCGGGGGUCGACGGCUCUCAUUUGUCAAUGACCUGGAUGUGACACAGGAUGGGAAGAAGGUGUAUUUCACUGAUUCCAGCAGCAGGUGGCAGCGUAGGGACUUCAUGAAACUUAUCAUGGAGGCCACAGCAGAUGGCAGGGUUCUGGAGUAUGAUACUGAGACUAAAGAGGUUGCAGUCAUGAUGGAGAACUUGCGCUUCCCUAACGGCAUCCAACUCCUUCCCGACGAAGAGUCUGUUCUUGUUGCUGAAACUACGAUGGCAAGAAUACGGAGGAUUCACGUAGCUGGUCUCAAUAAGGGAGGCAUGGACACCUUUAUAGAAAACCUGCCUGGCUUUCCUGACAACCUCCGCCGCAGCUCCUCUGGUGGGUACUGGGUGGCCAUGUCUGCCAUCCGGCCAAACCCUGGCUUCUCCAUGCUCGACUUCUUGUCACAAAGACCCUGGAUUAAGAAUCUCAUAUUUAAGCUCUUCAGCCAGGAAACAUUAAUGAAGUUUGUGCCACGCUACAGUCUGGUGGUGGAGCUGCAGGAUGGAGGUACUUGUGUACGCAGUUUCCACGACCCACACGGCACUGUGGCAGCCUACAUCAGUGAGGCCCAUGAGCACAAUGGUUACCUUUACUUGGGCUCCUUCCGCUCUCCUUAUCUGUGUAAACUGGACUUGAGCAAAGUGUAAAACAGUCCUACAUGAACAUGGGACUGUAAGUCACUGGGGCUUGAUUAUCAGUCAUGUAACAUUUCCUCAAGAUGCAACAAACCGUUUUUUUUUACCUUCUCCCAUAAUCCACUGCUGAACUGAGAAAACAGAAUCCUUCACAUUCAUUCCUGCAUUGAAUAGAGAUGCUGUCAUUCAGCUUUGACUUGCACUCACUGAGCACUUUAUUAGGAAAACAGCCCCAAUUCUUCGUGGCAUGGAUUUCACACAAUGUGGGAAACUUUGAGAUUCUGGUCCAUGUUGACAUGAUUGUAUCACACAAUUUCUACAGAUUUUUCAGGUGAACGUCCAUGCUGAAUCUCCUGUUCUACCACAUCCCAGAGGUGUUCUAUAGGAUUCCAAUCUGGUGACUGGGAAGACCAGUGAAGAACACUGAACUCACUGCCAUGUUCAUGAAUCCAGUUUGACUUUUUGUGACAGGGUGCGUUAUCAGACUGGUAGUAGCCAUUAGUUGCGUAAAUUGUGACCGCGAAGCAAUGCACACAGUUGUCAACGAAUAGGCUGUAGCAUUCAAACAAUAACUUAUCCUGACCCUACCUUCAGUGUGAAUCAGACCAGUCUACGUUUUUCCAGUCUUUUACCUGUCCAGUUGUGGUGAGCAGUUGUCCAUUGCAGCCACAGCUUUCUUUUCUAAGGCUGACAGAAGUGGAACCUGACAUGGUUCCUGACAUUCUGGACAUGGAACCUGACAUUCUGCUGUUAUAAUCCAUCCAUCUCAAGGUCUGAAGUAUUGUGCAUUCUGAGAUGCUUUUCUGCUCACCACAACAGUGUAGAGUGGUUAUCUGAGUUACUGUAGCCCUUUCUGUCAGCUCAAACCAGUCAGGCGAUUCUCUGAUGACCUUUCUCAGUAAGAAGGUGUUUCUGUCUGCAGAACGGCUGCUCACUGGAUAUUUUUUCACAAUUGAACCAUUUUGAGUAAACUCUAGACACUGUUGUCUAUGAAAAUCUCAGGAGAUCAGCGAUUAUAGA